AUGCCGGUGGAACCCAACAGCGUUGUGUGGGGAGCUCUCCUUGGAGGGGCCAGAGUGCACAAGAGCAUCGAGAUGGGAGAAGAGGCAAUUCGGCACCUUUCUGUCUUGGACCCCCUUAAUGAUGGAUACUACGUCGUGCUAUCGAACAUCUAUGCCGACGCGGGGCGUUGGGAGGACGUGGCACGGAUGCGGCGCUUGAUGAGGGACCGAGGGGUGAAGAAGUCUCCGGGGUGGAGCACGGUCGCUUUGGAUGGUGCGGUUCAUGAAUUCGUGGCCGGGGAGAGCGAUCACCCUCGAGCGGAGGAGAUUUACAGGAGGUGGGAGGAGUUGCUGGAGAAACUGAGGCAACGAGGGUACGUCCCUGACACCUCGGCAGUGCUGCUUGAUAUGGACGAGGGGGAGAAGGAGCAGGUUUUGUAUCGGCAUAGUGAGAAGCUGGCGGUUGUCCUUGGACUCAUGAGCACGCCACCCGGGACACCCAUUAGGAUCAUGAAGAACCUCCGGGUCUGUAGUGAUUGCCAUGCGGCUCUCAAGUUGAUAUCUGAGAUAGCUGAUAGAGAGAUCGUUGUCCGCGAUCGAAACCGGUUCCAUUGUUUCAGGGGUGGGUCCUGUUCUUGUAGAGAUUACUGGUAG
Messenger RNA from Phoenix dactylifera (date palm), 633 nucleotides. The record is from RefSeq and is a predicted model, not a curated record. Lineage: Eukaryota; Viridiplantae; Streptophyta; Magnoliopsida; Arecales; Arecaceae.